This is a messenger RNA of Prorocentrum cordatum, 2307 nucleotides long. The record is from the annotation of a GenBank genome assembly. Lineage: Eukaryota; Dinophyceae; Prorocentrales; Prorocentraceae.
CGCUCGUACAAUCGACCUGUUUGUGAGGCCAGUCGCGGGAGAUCCGGCGCGGGGCGCGGAGCCGCAAGAGUCGCCAGGCCCUCAGCGCACACGGGCCCCCCACGGGAGCGCGCCCCGCGAUGGGCCGCUCCGCCGCGCAGCUCGCGGCGCUCCUGGUCGGCGCACGAGCCGUGGCGGCCGUGCCAGAUGUGCCGGCCGCCACCUCGACCCAGGCGCAGGCGGUUGGCGAAGGUUGGCAGCUGAGCGAGGUCAACGACACGAGCAGCCGCCCUGUUUCGACCACGGCGCCGGCCGCAACCACGGGGGCGCCUGCUCUGCCCAGCACCACCGCGACCCCGUUCCCCGUGUUCUCGCUGCUAGGGGGGGUCUUCUACCUCAACCUGCCGAUUGAUAACUGGUCGAUGCUCGGCACCCUGAAGACCGAGUGGAGGGCUCUUCGUAUCCAGGGCGUCCCUCAGAUUGGCCACUCCGCUGUGACCGUCGACCUCCACGACUGGACGUUCGCCACCAGCAACGGCCAGAUCAACAUCAAGAGAAAUCUCACGAUGGUCGAGUGGGGCGUCGCCGAGGACUGCAGCUACACGGGCAGUAACAUGAGCGUAAAUUUGGUGGGCACGCCCUUCGCGUUCCAGCCCACGUACCCAGUGGCCGUGGGAGCGGAGGCGUUCGGCAGCGUGUCGUGCGGCGCGGGCAGCCAGCUCUGCGUUGGCACCUGCGGCGGCUGGUGUGGCCACUGCGGGCUGGGCAGCGCGGGGGGCACCCAGAGCGCCGUGCUGCAGGUCGUCAACCAGCCGCAGUUCGACGAGGCCCUGCAGUCCCUCUACAGCCUGCUCUUCGGCGCCGUCCAGACCACCACCGUCACGACCACGACGCGGACGGCGACGACCACGACCAGGACCACGACGAGCACGCGGACCACGACGCGGACGACGACGCGGACGGCGACAACCACCACCACCACACAGACUGCCCUGAGCAUCCCGUCGAAGGAGCGCGCCGCAGUCGAGGGCGACCUCGGCGGCUUGAAGGCCAUGCUGGUCCUGGCCGUCGCAACGGCCGCGGGCGUCGGCCUCUGCGUCGCCCACCGCAGGGGCAUGCUGCCUGGCUGGCUGGACAAGCUGCGGGCAUACAGCAGCUUCCGGGAGGACGCCGACGCCAGCACCGCGAGCCCUGGCGGCGGCGGCCCGCCCCCACGGAACAUUGGCACGCCCUGCGCGCCCAAGCCACCUCCGCUCCCGUCCUGGGCGAGGAAGCUGUCGGGCGGACCGAGGGAGCCCCAAGACCCCGGGGUGUGAGAGCUGGGCGGAGUGCAGAUGGCAGAUCACCUGGACACCACCGCCAGGCCAGCUCAGGCGCGUUGUCGGGCCAGGCCUCAGCCUGCACUGACGUUCGGAGGCCCCCGCUGGCCCUGGCCUGCGUGGUCGCAGAUCCUCCUGCCACCGACCUUGGUGCACAUGGCCCCACAGCCCAGCGGGGAGCCGAUACAUCCAAUGCUUUCGGCGUAAUACACGCCAAGGUCUGACCCAGAAGCUCCCGAGCGGGCACGACGGUGGCGCGCGCACGCCUUCCGUGGCUGGCCCAGCCACGGACGUUUUCCCUCCGGCGCCCUGCCGAGUGAGGGGCGCGCCGGCGGCGGCGCGGCCCUGCGGCGGCCCCGCCCCGCCCAGAGCUCCGCAGCUAGGAUUCACAAGCGGAACGGCUGCUCGCCCCGCCUCCCUCGCGUGCGGCACCCCAUCGCCUGUGCCGAGCGCGCCGCGUGCCCCGUCGGAGCGGAGAGCCUGCCGACCCGCGCACCACUCCACUCUGCGGCACCUGCCGACUCUGGUUCGCUUGCUCGUGUGCCCCCCUUGUCGGUGCACCCUGUUUUGCUCGCCUUCACGCGCCGACCACGGCCCUGUGCCUCCCGACCCCUGCCUCACGUGCAGGGGCAUCCUUGGAAAGCCUGCCGCGGUCAUGGAGAUGUGUUCGUAGCUGGACCGAUCUGUUGCCGCUGGACCUCUGUCAGCGGGUGGGUUCUGCCACCCUAGCACUGCGCUGCAGAUGGAAUGAAGAGACUGUGUUGUGCGAUUUUGCCGUUUCACUCGGUGCGGCGUCGGCUCGGCCGCCGCUGAGGAGUUCAGUUUCCUGCCUUGCCCUCCUCGGCAACGGAGGCCGGCCACCCCCCGACUCUGCAGCUGCGCGGGAUUAUGUUCCAGGGCUUCGCCCUCAGAACUGGUGGUAGAAAUCAGCACUAGACCAGACUGGCGCCACCCUCGCUUGCGAAAGGAUGCUUCCGCGAGACGUGUUGAGGCGUGGCCGCAGGAGAAC